Molecule: messenger RNA, 1679 nt
Organism: Petromyzon marinus (sea lamprey)
Lineage: Eukaryota; Metazoa; Chordata; Hyperoartia; Petromyzontiformes; Petromyzontidae
Gene: TMEM164
Product: transmembrane protein 164
Source: RefSeq, a predicted model, not a curated record
CAUCCUCCCUCCCCUCCACACACGCGCGCGCAACACACAAUCCCCCGUUCGCGCCAUGCAGCAGCAGCAGCAGGAGGCUGCGUGGAGCCUCCUCGCCCUGCUGCCGUACUGCCCCUGGCAGGCAGCGCAACCGGACCCAGCGCUGGCGGCCACAGCAGCAGCGGUGAACGGCAGCGGCGGCGGCGGCGGCGACCCGGCCACACCGUGGCUCCUCUCCUCGGGCUCGCUGCGCGACAUCGCGGGGGGCGUCCUCGACGUCGCCUACGGGGGGGUCAACCCGGACAUCGCGGGCAACGGGGGCGCCGCGUGCGUCGCCUUCCUGAGCCCCGGCCAGAAGAUCGCGGAGAGCGCCCUCGUGCUCGGCGUGUCCCUGGCCGAGAUGUGGGUGUCGUGGGGGAGGGUGAGGCUGUGCCUGGGAGACCUGGGGCAGCGAGGAGACGCGCCGCACCCACGAAGAGCGGCAGCGACAGCAGCGGGAGGAGGAGGAGAGGGAAUCGUAUCGGCAGGGAGGGGGGCCCUGCUAGGUGGAGAUGGAGCGAAGAGGAGGAGGACUCCUCGCUGCCACGGGAGCUUGGCCCGCAGCCUCCUCCUCACCGCGCUGUGUCUCACCUUCGGCAUCGAGGUCGGGUUCAAGUUCGCCACCAGGACCCUGAUCUUCCUGCUCAACCCGUGCCACGUAGUCACGGCCAUACAGAUCGCACUUUUGGCGCUGCCGCCAUGCAAGACGACCGUCGUGCUGUUCAGACUGCACCUGCACAUGCUGAACGGGGCGAUCCUGGCGCUGCUCUUCCCCGUGGUCAACACGCGCCUGCUGCCGUUUGAGACGGAGAUCUACUACAUCCAGCACAUCAUGAUGUACAUCGUGCCCCUCUAUCUGCUUCGCUCGGGAGGGGGGGCGUACGCGCCGGAGCCGCUGGGGGACCCGUGGUGGGCGCUGCUCGCCACAGGCCUCCUCUUCUUCUACCACUUCACCGUGCUCCAGGCGCUCGCCCUGCUGACGCAGGUGAAUCUCAACAACAUGCUGUGCCCGGCCGUGUCCGACCCAUUCUAUGGCCGCUGGUACCGCCUGUGCGCGCUCUUCCACCAAACGGCGCUCGUCCUGCUGCACGGCAAGGCCGUCACCGUGGCCUCCAGGGCCUUGGAGCCGGCGCUCCGCGCGGCCUCCGCCGUCUUCCGACCGCCGACCAAAAAGAUGGACUGAUUCGACGUGCGUGCGACGUGCGUGCGCGUUCGCGGGGAGCGGAGGCGCAGUUGCGGGCGCGCUGCGCUACGAAGCCGGCGUCGCCCGAGUUCGAUUCCCGGCCAUGACCUAUAACGACGGUGAUUAUCUGAAACUGCCACGGACCCCUCCUCUAGGUCGACUCGGCCUUAAACGUGAGUUCCUUGUCGCGGCUGUGUAAACGUCGGUAUGGGAGGAGCUCGCCAACAGCACUCGCCCCAGCAGCCCGUUCAGGUUAUGGGGUGGGGCGAGGGGGGUUUGGGGGGGGGGACAUUUUGCCUUGGCCGUGUCGCACGCCGCGCUACGAUCCCGGCACACGCAGCGCAACAACUGGCCCGCUAAAAACACACGGCCAAUGCACUCGCCCGCACACGUACACACACAUACACACAGAGACAAAGAUCCCCCAUAUAGCCUUAACAGACUGUAGGGACAAAUGCUGUUACGAGCACCUAUGAAG